Topomyia yanbarensis is the source of this 1963-nucleotide messenger RNA. Its product is annotated as KIF-binding protein. The record is from RefSeq and is a predicted model, not a curated record. Lineage: Eukaryota; Metazoa; Arthropoda; Insecta; Diptera; Culicidae. The transcript is spliced from 2 exons. Gene Ontology annotation, molecular function: protein binding. Bases 148 to 1929 code for a protein of 593 amino acids.
AGCAUAUAAAGUUGUUUUGAUUCCCGCAACGACGACGGGUUGCAAUUUCACUCCCAACCACCCACAGUGUAUCUGCAUGCAGUUAGUGCUGCUGUGCGCAAAAAAGUAUUGAUUAUCGAUCGAGUGCCUAGGUUGCAAUAAAGUGCAAUGGUUAUCACCAAGGAAAGUCUCUCCGAUAUUCGUGAAGAGUACGAAAAGGCCCACAAGAAAAUCGAUGAGGACAGCAAGAAUGACCCGCCGACGGAACCAUUCCGGUCACACUACGCCGCCAGGGAUAUUCUACAGAAUGUACGACGAAAGCUAAAGGAUUUACUUGAAGUGCUUGAUGUGGGUUCGGAUGCUGCACUUACGGUACGCUGCAUACUGGCUAAUGUUCUGAAGGAUAUCGGCAGAAUUUCGAUUUUCACUGAGGAAUUAAGUAACGGAGAGCUAUCGCUGAAGGAAGCGCUGGAGUUGAUAAGUGAUGAUACCGAGAAACCCCAUGCCGUUAAUGCUUAUAUCGAGGUGCUCAAUCAACUUGGGAUCCUGUACUGCAACUGGGGGAACUUUGAAGAGUCCAAUCGGUACUUGGACAAGGCGAAGGAAGCAUACGAGGAAGGGAAGCGCCGUCAAAUCGAACCAUUGACGAUGUCGGAUCUGUUCGGAACCAAGGACGAAAUCGAAAAAGGGAAAGGACUGCAAUUAUUAGAGAGAAUUCACACCCUAACCUUGUACUAUCUAGCACAGGUUUAUGGCUAUUUGGAAGACCUUGUCAAGUCGGCCCACUUUUGUCAUCUUACAUUAAAGCGACAGUUAGAUUAUAAUGAUUACGAACACGUUGAUUGGGCCCUGAACUCGGCCACUUUGUCACAGUACUACUUCCCGAAGGAUUAUUUAAGCCAAGCAAGGCACCUACUGGCCGCUGCCUCGUACAUGUUGGACCGCUUCGAGGAAGAAGUGAUCCCGAAGGAAACUAAUCCUACAGCCAAGGCAGAGAAAGUUGAAACGCACCGGCAUCGGUCUGCGGAUAUUGCCCGCUGCUGGGCCAAGUAUGGUAUUCACAUUCUAACAGCAUCGAAGGAACGAUUGUGUAGGGAUGACGACGAUGACAAUGAACGUGCAUCGAAGCCGCAGUCGACAGAUGGUUUGAGCCCAGUCAGGGACAUCGAUCGAUUUAUUGGAUUAGAGGGACUCUCGGUUUACGAGGAUCAAAUAACGGACGAGUUCUGUUUGACGUUCGAGGAUGCAAAACUUGUAAUGUGUAAUGGAUUGGCGUGGUUGAAUAAAGCCAAAGAAUAUUACACCAAGGAAACGGAAGCUUCGCAAUACGCCAAAAUUAUUCAGGAUGUUGCCUCCUUGUACAAGCAGCUAGCGUUUUUCGACGACAACGAAGAUAACCAGUGCAAGCUGUACAAACGAUGCAUUGAUCAGCUAGAGGAACUUGAUCAGACCUUGAAUGCUACAUACUACCAGACUAUUUGCAGAGAAAUUUGGUACGAGCUGGGACUAACCUAUUCUAAGAUAUUGGAUGCAAAGUUGAGCAAGCUGGAAUCACUCGCAUCAAAUGAAAGACCUACGCCACAUGCUCUUAACAAAAUCAAUAAACUGUGCGAGAAAAGUAUCGGCAAGUUUCAGAAGUUUCUCGAAUCGUACAAGGUACCGCUCGAUACGCUCGAAGUCCCAACCGGCAUCGAUGAAUCCGAGCUGCAGCCAAUUUUGUUCGCAUUCUUCCACAUCGGUCGGCUGUAUUAUAAGGUCAUCACACCCGACAAACGACUACAGCUUGCCAACGUGAAGAACAGCUUCCGUUACUAUCAUAACUUUGUCAAGCAUUGUGAACAGUAUGAAACCGUUGGUGCUCAGUUUAAGGCGGAAAUGGGAGUUUGUAAAGAAAUGAACACACUGUUGCCGUUGAAAAUUAAAAAAUUGACGGAUGAGUUGAACGAAUAAAAGCGUUUAAUAGAUUUUAGCAUGCCAGUGAAUA